AUGCAUUCGAUCAAUCAGUACGGCUUAAAUUUAUCCAUUCACGAUAAAUUCUACACUGUAGAAGAAUCUGACAUUAUUUUUGAAGAACUUCUUAAUACUCCUUUUCAAGAAAUUAAUGUGACAGUUUAUGGACGAUCAUAUACUCCGAAGCGUAAGAGUUAUGCCUUCGGUGAUGCCGGCCUAAAUUAUGAAUACUCAGGGACUUCAAACCAUGCCCACCCAUGGACGCCUACCAUGCUGAAAAUGAAGCAAGAUGUUGAAGAUGCUACUGGAACAACAUACAAUUAUGCUCUUCUGAAUUUGUACCCCAGCGGCUCGGCUUCAAUCGGGAUGCACCGUGAUUUUGAAAGAACUUUGAAUAAAAAUCACCCAAUCACAACUGUGAGUUUGGGUGCAACAAGAACUUUAACGUUUGAAAGAAAUGGAUACCCUUCCUACCAUUUGCAAUGUCAUCAUGGGUCAUUAUACCAAAUGAUCUCUCCAACAAAUCAAUUGUAUCGACAUGGAAUAAGACCCGAACAUCAUGUGCAAGGCUCUCGAAUUAGUAUUACUUUUCGAAAAAUCAUCGUUCAAGCUCGAGAGGACCGCCUGAAACCCACAGAUGAUGUGCCUCAGCAGUCUGAGAUGUGCGCCCUUGCCGACCCACGCCCGCUGAUGCAACACGAUCCACUUCAACAAUUGCGCCCCGUCAACGAUGUGAAACCCGAAGAUGCACCGCCCCUAUGUGUGAGUUCACCGACGACAGCUGACGAACCGCAGCAAAAACGCGCGAGAUUGUCCUCUUUAUCCGACACAAGUGAUUCUUCCUAG
Messenger RNA from Uloborus diversus, 810 nucleotides. Its product is annotated as DNA oxidative demethylase ALKBH2-like. The transcript has a single exon. Lineage: Eukaryota; Metazoa; Arthropoda; Arachnida; Araneae; Uloboridae. The coding region runs from base 1 to 810 and encodes 269 amino acids. Gene Ontology annotation, biological process: DNA alkylation repair; DNA repair. The record is from RefSeq and is a predicted model, not a curated record. Gene Ontology annotation, cellular component: nucleus. Gene Ontology annotation, molecular function: dioxygenase activity.